Molecule: messenger RNA, 1703 nt
Organism: Malus domestica (apple)
Lineage: Eukaryota; Viridiplantae; Streptophyta; Magnoliopsida; Rosales; Rosaceae
Product: UPF0481 protein At3g47200-like
Source: RefSeq, a predicted model, not a curated record
UGUGUGUGUGUGUGUGUGUGUGUGUGUAUCGGUGAAUCAGAAAUAUGUUAAGCUAUAGCACUCAAGAACUUGAAAAGUCACUGUAAAUUUGAGGGAAGAAGUCUUACAUGAAGCAUAUUAGAGUUGCAGGCAGUAGUAGCAGUUAUAUUUCUGUUUUCUCCUUGUUUAAAGCAGAUUUUCAAUUAAUCGACGCGAACGCGCAUGAAAUGGAAGCAAAUAAUGUGAGAAAUAAAAAUUUAGCGUCCUCGAUUCAAGGAAAACUUCAGCAGCAGUCCCCGUUACGCAGUCAUCAUUCCAUAUUUAGAGUCCCUAAUGUGCUACGUAAUGAUAACGAAAGAGUUUAUGUUCCACGUUUGAUCUCAAUUGGACCAUUGCACCGUGGAUCGAAAUUGCAAACCAUGGAAGGAAUUAAAUUGUGGUAUUUGCAUUGCCUGCUUCAGCGAGAUCAGACUCGAAAAACUGGUUUAGAGCACUUUGUCGAAGCUAUUAGAGAUAUAGAACAAGAUUGUCGGGAUAGCUAUGAAGAACAAAUUGAUAUGAGCAGUGAUGAUUUUGUAGAAAUGCUGGUGGUUGAUGGAUGCUUCAUUAUCGAACUCUUCAGGAAGUCUUCAGGAGAGGUGCCAACAAAGGAGGAAGAUCCUGUGUUCCACAAGUCAUGGAUACACACGCCACUUAUAAAUGACUUGCUUCUUCUUGAAAACCAGCUUCCUUGGAUAGUUCUUGACCGUUUAUUUGAUCUCACGCUGGAAACCAGUGCAGGUAACAAUAACCAUAUUUCACUUCCUGAGAUUACUCUACGAUAUUUUGAGGUGUAUAGCUUGGGGAUGCUUUCACGGACCUAUCGAGCAUCGGGAAGCAAACAUUUACUCGACUUCAUAAGAAACUCUUUGAUCGGAUGGUAUCAAUCAGAUGAUGCGCAUAUGCCCUUAAGUCUGUUCAAGAUUCCCUCUGCGACGGAGCUUGCAGGAUCAGGAAUCAUUCUUACUACGGGUCGAAAAUAUGAUGGCAUGCUCAACAUAACCUUCGAAGACGGAGUGUUGCGAAUUCCACCAAUAAGGGUUUGUAAGAACGGAGAAUCGCUGUUUAGAAAUCUCGUCGCUUAUGAACAGUGUGAAACAACAACCGGUGUGAGUAAAUAUGCCUCUUAUGCUGUGUUGUUGGAUCACCUCAUUAAGUCCAAGGAAGAUGUAGAGCUUCUUGUCAAGAGGGGAGUUAUAGAAAAUUUUGGCGAUGACAUGGCCUGGCUCUUGAAUAAUCUUUCCAAUGGUAUCAUCGUUUACAAUUUUACUUACCGAAGAAUCUACGAGAAUCUGAAUACAUUUUGUGGGACACGCUGGGACAGGUGGCAUGCUUACGUGCGUGCUGCGUUUCGAAUUUAUUUCAGAAAUCCCUUUGAAUUGAUGAAUUUUACUAAUGCUGUCUUCAUUGUUACACUUUUGACAUUGAUACAAACAACGUAUUCCGUUGCGUCAUACUACAAGCCGCAGCAGUAGACCGGCUUCCAGUUUGCAAUUGCUUUUUCCCCAUUAAUGUCAUGCUCAUGCAGUGUUGAUUACAAGUCUCUGUUUGUAUUUAUUUCAAUGUUAUCUCCUGUUAAGUUCGCUUGGUUUGUAUGUGUUUUCAUGUAUUCCAAUCAAAUGAGGAUUCACACUGAAGACGCACUCCCAUUCAGUUAUGAAAUAAUUCGAAAUUAUCUUUCUUAA